This is a messenger RNA of Platichthys flesus (European flounder), 2716 nucleotides long. RefSeq names its product LIM domain and actin binding 1a (gene lima1a). The transcript has 11 exons. Lineage: Eukaryota; Metazoa; Chordata; Actinopteri; Pleuronectiformes; Pleuronectidae. Gene Ontology annotation, molecular function: actin filament binding. Gene Ontology annotation, cellular component: actin cytoskeleton; plasma membrane. The record is from RefSeq and is a predicted model, not a curated record. Gene Ontology annotation, biological process: actin filament bundle assembly. Bases 131 to 2179 code for a protein of 682 amino acids.
CUCCGGUGGAAACAGGUGAAGAGGAACAACCAGGAGAGAGAUAAGGUUUAAAGAUCCUCAGAGACAGACACAGACACAGCGUCUUGUUUCUGGACGUCCGGCCGAUCGAUCACUCGCACACACAGACAACAUGGCCUCCGUCGCCCCCCCCUUCAGCCGCAGGCAGUGGGCGUCCCAGUCACUGAGGGUCACCGCCAAGGAGAUGUCCAUCGUCUCCGCCCGGGGCAAAACCAACGCCAUCGCAGAACGCUUCUCCAAGUACCAGAUGGCAGCGGAGGAGGGGAACGCAGAGAAGAAGAAAACGGCUGCAGCCCCUCUGCCCUCAGCGCUACGCAGCGGGAGUCUGAGUGUUUUAAAGAAACGCUGGGAGCAGCCGUCGUCCUGUCACCGAGCCCGAACCCAGGAGGCCACACCCCGCGGCCCCGCCGACCCUCAGACCCCCAUCAGCCAAUCCACGGGCCCCAAACCCUCACCCGGGAGCCGCUCGGACGCCUGGAGGAGCUCCACCGUCCCCCCGGAGCAGGACCCGGAGCCACAGCCUGAGACCGGUGAGGACCAGCUGGACCUGACGGACAUGGAGGAGCCGCCGAGCAGAAGCACCGAGGAGCUGGAGUGUGAGAAGCCCAGCGUCCCCCUCCACAGCCUGAAGAGGAUGUUCGAGACGGGAGAGAAGCCGAGAGACGAGGAGUCCGGAGAACAGUCAGGUGAUAACAUGGAGCAGAUACUCGGAGAUGGAAGUCUUGCUGACUCCACCCCUCUCCGGGACAGGAUGGCCCUCUACCAGGCGGCCGUCUCCAAACAGGACGUCACCAGCGAUCAGCUGGACGGGUUCUGUGGGAAGCAGAAGGAGAACGUCCCUCCGUGCUCUCUGGACCUGACUCCAGAGUCCGACUCACACGUCAGAAGAGUUUUAACUGCAGAAAGCAACGGUUCUGGUCCUGGCACCCCGGUGUCGUCCAAUCAGAAGGACUCGUCUCAGCCCAAGACUCCCAGAAACUUCCGGCCGCCGGUGAGGGAGACCUGCGUGUCCUGUGAGAAGACGGUGUAUCCUCUGGAGAGGCUGGUGGCCAAUCAGCACGUCUACCACAGCUCCUGCUUCCGCUGCUCACACUGCAACACCAAGCUCAGCCUGUUGAACUACGCCUCCCUGCACAACAACGUGUACUGCAAGCCGCACUUCAGCCAGCUCUUCAAGGCCAAGGGCAACUACGACGAGGGCUUCGGCCACCGGCCCCACAAGGAGCUGUGGGAGAGCAAAGGCGACGCCGCCGAGUCUCCGCCCCCGAGCAGCCUGAAGAUCCCGAGCUCGGCCCCGGCCCCGGAGCUGGAGAGCCCCAGCGUGGAGGACUCCCCGCUGGCCAAGGUCAACGUGCUGAUGGCCACGAUGGAGGCGCUGGGUCAGGGGUCGGCAGAGAAGGCCGACCGACCCAGCGAGGCGCGUCGACUCAAGAUCUCCUGGCCGCCACGCACAGAGCCGGGGGAGGGCGGGGCCGCCACAGAGGCGGGGUCUGCUGGUAAGCCAAUCAGAGCCAAGUGGCCCCCAGAGGAAGACUCCCCCUCCUCACCCACAGAGGAGGCCAGGGAGACGGCCAGUCUGCGCCACAGCUCCUCCCUGAAGGAGCGCAGCCUCCCCUUCACGCUGGCAACCAGCCCCGACUCCAGGAAGCAGAGUUCACCUCCUCCUCCUGAGGAGCUCAGCCCGGAACCCUCCGGCAUGGAGCUGCAGCUCGGAGACGGCCAGUCCUCCUCCAGCCAGACGCCCACCGAAGACAACUGCAUCGACAUUCACACCAGCUCAGGAGAGGAGGAGCAGGAGCAGGAGGAGCAGGAGGAGCAGGAGGAGCAGGAGGAGCAGGAGGAGCAGGAGGAGCAGGAGGAGCAGGAGGAGCAGGAGGAGCAGCAUCAUGUCGUCCAGGAGGAGCAGGAGGAGGAGCAUCUGGAUGGACAAGCUGAGCAGCAGGAGGAAGACGAGGUGGAUAAGAUGGAGGAUGAGGAGGAAGAUGGAGGCGUGUUGGAGGAGAUGCUGAUGGAGCAGGUGGAGGCCAGGUCGUCCCAGGACGUGGGAUUCUGGGACAGCGAGGAGGUGGAUGAUAAAGUGGAGGAGGAGGCGCUGACGGUGGAGGAGAUGAUCAAACGUAACCGUUUCUACGAGGAGGAAGAGGAGGAAGAGGAUGUGUGAGGCCAACACGUCGACUUCCAGGACUUUUUCUUCUUCCUCUUCUUCUUCCUCUCUUCUCGCUGCAGGACGCUCUUUCUAUUCUUCUGUAUUCGUGCCUCUUAAACAUUUCAACUCAUAGUUUUUACUGUUGCUUCGGCAUGAUUAGUUUUUUAAGUGAGAUAUUUGAAACUACAUGUUAGGAAUAUUUUUAGAAACAGAAAAAGUUGUGACACGUUGAAUAAGCAUUUUUAACUUUGUGUACGUACCUGUUGUGAUGAUGCUGUUUUCCUGGGACGCCUCUGGAUCUGUUACGAUCACCAGCUCCGUGCUCUUAUCACACGAGAAGUGGGAAACUCACUCGUCUCUUAGGAGCAAAGUUCAAAGUGAAACUCUGAAGCUGCUCAGCCCGAAAAAAGAAAAAUACAUUUCCUCUUUUUAUUGAAUAAAUCUGUCACUUUCUUUCUUCUUUUGUUUUGCAUUUGAAUCACGAUCUUUUUAAAAUCAGGGACCAAAUAUCCUAAACUUCUACUGUUCAAAUAAAUUGUUAUUUACUAAACA